Molecule: messenger RNA, 1065 nt
Organism: Rotaria sordida
Lineage: Eukaryota; Metazoa; Rotifera; Eurotatoria; Philodinida; Philodinidae
Source: the annotation of a GenBank genome assembly
AUGCAGAUUGUGAUCACGUAUUUUUUUGUAAUUCUAUAUUGCAUACCUUCACUGAUAUCAAUUAGUAUUAGUCCUUGUGCGAUAUGGAAUACGACUGGUAUAACAAUUGCUGGCACAGGUAUAUCUGGUGCUAGUCCUCAACAACUAUCUUAUCCUCAAGGAAUUUUUAUUCAUGAUAGAAAAAAACGUUUGUAUGUGUCCGAUACAUUUAAUAAUCGUAUUCAACUAUUCCCACUUGAUCAAUCAACUACAACAGGUAUUACUUUACUAUCUCGUCUCUCACAUGGUUAUAAAAUCUAUGUUGAUGAUGAUAAUGAUGAUUUUCCGACUAUAUAUAUUGCAAUGAAUGGUGCUAAUCGUGUAGAAAAAUGGAUUCAAGGUGCUACACAUGGUAUACAAAUUGGUGAUCAAUGUCGUGGUUGUACAGGAGUAUGGUUAGAUAAAGAGAAAAAUAUUUAUAUGUCAGAACAUGAUAGACAUCGUAUUCUUAAAUGGUCACCUAAAACAAAUAUGACUACAAUGGUAGCUGGUGAAACUGACAAGAAAGGACCAAGAUCAGAUCAUUUAAAUGAACCACAAGGUAUUUUUAUAGAUACAACUACAGAAGCAUUGUACAUAGCUGAUUUAAUAAAUCAUCGCAUUCAAAAAUGGCUAAAAGAUGCCAAAGAAGGUGUUACAGUAGCUGGAUCAAGUGAUGGUGAUCCAGGAUCUGAUGCUAAAUCAUUAGAUCGACCAUAUGGUUUACGUGUGGAUGAAGAAACAAAAACUGUUUAUGUUGUUGAUUUAUUAAAUAAUCGAAUUCAGCGAUGGAGAAAUGGUGCAAUCGAAGGUGAAACUAUCGCCGGUGGUAAUGGUCAAGGUAAUGGAAGUAAUCAAUUUUUUCAUCCAACUGAUUUGGCAUUUGACAAUCAAGGUAAUCUAUAUGUAAGUGAAGGUUGGAAUCAUCGUGUUCAAUUUUUUGCUUUAAUUAACAAUCGUCCAUGUUAUGAAUCAUCGACAUCGACAGUAUAUUCUUCAACAUCUACUAUGCUGAUUUUAACUUGGAUUAUAAUGACCUUCAUUUAA